This is a messenger RNA of Pyricularia oryzae 70-15, 996 nucleotides long. RefSeq lists its product as uncharacterized. The transcript is spliced from 2 exons. Lineage: Eukaryota; Fungi; Ascomycota; Sordariomycetes; Magnaporthales; Pyriculariaceae. The record is from RefSeq and is a predicted model, not a curated record. Bases 1 to 996 code for a protein of 331 amino acids.
AUGGCUUCCAUCAUCCGUAUACUCGCCGCCGCGGCCGUCCUAGCAGGGAGCGCAGCCGCCUCUCGCAGCGCCAAGGUAGAGUCCCGCCAGGCGCCAUUCACUCCACGCCCAGGCUACUUCCCCGCGACGGGCGACGACACCAUAGCCGGCGGCAUAUUCUGCAUCCCGCUCAACGAGCUCGGCACCGCCGUGGCCAACCUCAACCUCCCCGGCGGCGUAGGCACCGAGGUACCCCGAGCGGGCGCCCCGGGGCCCGCCAACGGUCCAUACCCGGCCAGGGUGGUGACGGACCCGUCGCUCCCGGGCCACACGCUGUACGUGCCGUCGACGCCGCCGCCCGCCAACGUGUCGGUGCCCUUCAUCGCGUGGGGCAACGGCGGCUGCGCCAUGGACGGCGGCGCCACGUACCGCAGCAUGCUGCUCAUGAUUGCGAGCCACGGCUACGUCGUCUCGGCGGACGGGCCGGUCGCGCAGCAGCGCCAGAGCCUCGUCAGCGACAUGCGCGCGUCGGUGGACUGGGCGCUCAGCGGGGGCGCAGACAAGUAUGCCAAGAUCGACCGGGACAAGAUCAUCACGGCCGGGCACAGCUGCGGUGGCCUGUCGGCCAUGUCGACGGCGUACCACGACCCGCGCAUCCACCGGGUCAUGCUGUUCAACAUUGCCAUCUUUCAGGACAAUAGGAGGUACCUGUUGCAGGAGAUCAAAGUCCCUGUCGCGUGGUUCAUCGGAGGUCCAAAGGAUAUGGGCCAUCCUGGGUCCGAGAAAGACUACAAACUACUCAACGCAGGCCUGCCGGCAUACAAAGCCAACCUCGACACUGGUCACGGUGGCACUUACGCGGCCACUAAUGGCGGCAAGUUUGGUAAGGCAGCUAUCAACUACCUUCAGUGGCAGAUGCGUGACGAUCAAAAGGCCAAGGCGGUACUUCUUGACCCUGCCUCUGAAGGAAGCCUCGUCAAGGAUAAUUGGAGUGUUGAAUACAAGAACUGGAAUUGA